AUGAGGAUAACCUUGAAACAUGGGUCCUCCUCCCCGCUCUGGCGGGGAAGGGUAAGCCCUUGCCCGUUCUUUAGACGCGCAAUCGGUGGGGGCAAGGGAGGCCGGGAAUCGGAAUCGGAGAGCGAUUGGGAAGGGCUGCUGAAGCCCUUCGGCCUGGAGGAGCUCCGCAGAUCUCUCAACCAGCUCACCCCGCAACGCCUCUGCAAGUUACUGGAGCUUCCCAUUGAUGUGCCGACAUCCAUGGAGGUCUUCCACUGGGCGGGCGCACAGAAGGGCUACGCCCACUCCUUCGACGUCUACUACGCAAUGGUCGACAAGCUGGGCCGGGCGGGAGAGUUCAAGAUGAUCGGCGACUUGCUGGCGCAGUCGAGAGAUGAGGGCAUCGUUCUGAGGGAGCCCCUCUUCAUCCUCCUCAUGAAGUGGUAUGGGAAGGCCGGGUCCCCAGGGAAGGCAGUGCAGAUGCUCGACGAAAUGUCCGGUGUGUUCGACUGCAAACCCACCUUCAGGUCCUAUAAUGUCGUCAUGGACAUCUUGGCGAGGGCGAGCUGCCACGGCGUGGUCUCCACCUUGUUCUUCCGCAUGGUGAACGAGGGGACCCCGUCCACGACCUUCACUUUCUCCAUCGUCAUCAAGGCCUUGUGUUCCACUGGUCGGUUAGACUCUGCGUGCGCCCUGCUCAGGGAGAUGGCGAAGCACGGCUGCGUCCCCGAUUCCACCAUCUACCAGACCCUGAUCCACGCCCUCCGCGCGCACAACAGGGUGAGCGACGCCCUGCGGCUUCUGGAUGAGAUGCUCCUCAUGGGCUGCCCCCCCGACACUCAAACCUUCAACGACGUCAUCCACGGGCUCUGCACCGCCGGCCAGAUCCGGGCGGCGGCGAAGCUGAUCGACCGCAUGCUCCGCCGCCGGUGCACGCCGAAUGUCGCCACAUACGGUGUUCUGGUGCGAGGGUUGUGCAGGACGGGCCAGGUGGACGAGGCGAGGGCCCUGUUGGGCAAGGUCCCCGCCCCCAAUGCCGUCCUCUUCAACACAGUGAUCCACGGCUACGCGAUGCAGGGCAGACUCCCCGAAGCAGAGGACGUCCUCAACAAUCGGAUGAUACGCUGUGGAUGCGAUCCAGAUGUCUUCACCUACAACAUCCUGAUUCACGGCCUCUGCCGAGCCGGGAACCUGGGCUCAGCCGCCCGGCUACUCAACGAGAUGGAGCGGAAGGGCUGCCGCCCCAACGCCAUCUCCUACACGAUCUUGAUGCACGGCUUCUGCAAACGCCACAAGUGGAAAGAUGUCGGGGAGAUCCUGGAGGAGAUGUAUUCCAAGGGCCUGAGCUUGAAUGGCACCGGUUACAACAUCCUGGUGUGGAGCCUGUGCAAGGAAGGGAGGACAGGCGAGGCUUUGGAGAUGGUCCAGAGGAUGAAGGAGAAGGGACACAAGCCCGACAUCUUCACCUUCAACUCCCUGAUACAUGGUCUGUGCGGGGAGAGUCGUCUGGGGGAGGCCCAUGCUUUAUAUGAGGCCCUGCUGUCGGAGGGCGUCGCAGCAAAUACGGUGACAUACAACACGCUGAUCCACUCCUUCAUGAGGAGUGGAGAAUGGCGAGAAGCCCUACGCCUGGUGGACGAGAUGACGCUCCGCGGCUGCCCUCUGGACGUCAUAACGUACAACGGGCUGAUGAAGGCACUCUGCAUGGGCGGUGACGUCGGGAGAGGACUGGCGGCGCUCGAGAAGAUGAUCGAGCAAGGAGUGGCGCCAAACAACGUCUCCUAUAAUAUUCUGAUCAACGGCCUCUGCAGGAUGGGGAGAGUCCACGUGGCCCUCGAACUGCUGGAGGAGAUGCUCCAGCGGGGGUCGACGCCGGACAUAGUCGGCUAUAACACGGUCAUCAAUGGACUCUGCAGGUUGGGGAAGCUGCGAGAGGCCCUGACCCUCGCGGAGAAGCUCCGCACGGAAAGGCUGUGCCCCGACGCGGUGACCUAUAACACCCUUAUCAGCUGGCACUGCAAGGGCGGGAUGCUCCAAGACGCUGUCUCAAUUCUAGAGAGGGCGAUCAACGAUGGCAUCGCGCCCAACUCUCUGACCUGGAGUAUUUUAGUACAGAACUUGGUCAAAGACCCGGCCUUUGUAGGGGCGGAGUAG
This is a messenger RNA of Spirodela intermedia, 2133 nucleotides long. Lineage: Eukaryota; Viridiplantae; Streptophyta; Magnoliopsida; Alismatales; Araceae. The record is from the annotation of a GenBank genome assembly.